CUAAAACAUAAUACAGUGCAACCAAACCAACCACCCAAAGAUAACAGUACAUACAAGCAAGCGUCGUCAGGCAGGCCGGGUCAAUAUCAAUAGGGCAGGUAGGUACAGGGGGAGCAAGCGGAGAUUGGUCGGGGUCACAGGCCAGGUUCAGCAGGUAGCAAGCAGCGUAGUACAGAGGGUCAGGCAGAGGGAUGGUCAGGAGCGAGCCGGGAUCAGAGCAGGAGAAGUCAGCAGCGGUUCAGAAACAGGAUGCAGGACAGACACAGGAUACAGGAUACAGGGCCCAGGACAAACACAACACCAAGGCAGAGUCUGUGGGUCUGGCC
Molecule: messenger RNA, 326 nt
Organism: Staurois parvus
Lineage: Eukaryota; Metazoa; Chordata; Amphibia; Anura; Ranidae
Source: the annotation of a GenBank genome assembly